UUGUGGCGUUCACCCCGAUAUUAGGGUAAUGAUUUCUUUAAACAUAGUCUCUGUAAUUUGUGCCAUAGUUUUUCUAAUCUGUGCUUUUAUUGUUUUCCAAAAUAUUACUUUUUAUUUUCCUACGAAUAAUUGAAUAUUUUAGGAAAUUAAGUGAAUACCUAUUAAAUUAUGGCGACAGAUCUUUACGCAAGCUUUAAUGAACAAUACAUGAACAUAAACGCUAAACUCAAAAAACGUUUUAUGAGGAAACCUAAUAUAUCCGAGGCAACAAACGAAUUUGUAGGCUUGGCAAUUCAAUGCGAACAUUCUGAGCAACCAGCGUUUGCUGGUCAUGCGUACGUGGGUGCAGCCAAGUGCGAGGCCUCCGCUGGUAAUUCUCUGGGUGAAGCGGAGCAGUAUCUGGCUGCUGCACGACAGUUCAUGAAAGCUGAACACAAAUUUGUGUCUCUUAAGUUUUCUAGUACAGAUAGAGAAAAUUUGGAGGCAGCAAUAGGAUGUUUCAAUCAAGCAUUAAACAAAUAUCCAGAGAAUUCUUUGAUGCGAACAUCUAUACUCAUGGAGUUGGCGAGCAAUUUGGUUUCCUUCAACCAUAAGCUGGAGGCUAUUUCCUAUUAUGAACAAGCUUUAGAAAAUAUUGAAAACAAAACAAUGAAGCUAAUGUGUAUGAGGACUAUACUCAACUUACUAAUUGAAUGCGAGAAGUGGGACAUUGCUCUUGAUACAGCCAAUACAAUAGUUGACAAGAUAUUGAAUAUACCUGAGAAUAUUCUAGCAGAGGUUCAAGUCAGCAGGGUGCUUCUGGCAUUACUUGUGAAACCAAUGGAUGAAAACAAACCAGACUCCUUGAAGAAUUUGUUUACGAGUAUACUCAAUGACUGUGAUAGUGAUGCAUUUCCAGUAAACAUCGAUUUGCGAUUAAAACUUCAGUCCAUUAUAAUUUCAAGCACGACAGGCGAUGCAAAUUCAUUAAUCUGUGUUUGUGCAGACACAAAAGGGUUCCUCACUAUGCAGCAAGCAUUUUUAUUGGACAAAAUAAAUACCGAAAUUAGAUUGACUCAGUAUUGUGACAGUGUAAGAUCGUAUUUAAAUUAGUAUGUGCAGAACACCAAUCUUAUGCCUGUCAAUGCAGGUGAUUCAGAACUGUUCCUGGCUUUUGUGGCGAUGGCUUGCAUAAACAAUUAUUUAUGGAUUAUAUAUGAUGUUCCAUGAUAAGGCAGAUAUUAGAUUGAUUCUCAAGUAGUUACAUAGAUAGUAUAGGAUUAGGGAUUUCCUUCCACAUUCGUAUUUUUGUAUGGUAUCGGUAUACAUUGGCGGAGCACCAGUGAGGUGAGGCAGGAGUGAUGAUAGGUGAGAAUAAAAGGUCAGUUUGCCAAUACUGGCCAAUUGCUUAUGAAUUACCUAAGAUGGUUUCCAGAGGAAACCGCGUGAAGAUCAUUCCGAUGGGGUAUAUUGCUAGCAAUGAGGCUGUUAAGCCCUAUUACUAACAAUCCCUUUCCCCCCCCACCUUCCCAUAUAGACACCGUAAACAUGUGCUAUUGCACUGAGAAUUUUUUUUUUUAAUAGAAACCAGAAUUACAUUACAAAUAAAGCGAAAGGCAGAUUAUGUGGUCUCUGAUAUUAUUUCUUGUUUCUAAUAAUACAUACAAUUCUAGUUUGUGGAUAAUUUAUGUUAGUACAUAUAGUAAAACAUUGGGAUUGAUUCACAAACACUAUUUCUCUUAAUGUAAUUCUAAAUUACAUUUUAAAUGGUGACAGCGAAAUAUUUAUUGUAAGGAUCAAUAUGAACUAAUUUUUUAAUAGAUUUGUUGUAUAUCAAUAAAUCUGUGUCAGUGUUUUUCUAGAACUACCCACACUUUUGUAACUUUUUAUGGAAAAAUCAUGUAUAGUAUUAAAAUAGUUUCUUAUCGCUUACAAAAUACUUGAUUCACAAUAAAAAAAAAAUCAUGAUUAAUUGUGCUGUCCCUAAAUUUAUCCAUAAUAAGAUUAAAUUCAAAAUUAAUAUAUAUUUUCAGUUUUAUAUAAGUUCAAUUAAUAUGUUUUUAGUUGAUGUUGGUCUUAAAUAUUUUUUUUUAAAUGUUAUUGUGUGUGUAAAUGCAAAGAUUUUUCUUAUUAGUUAUAAUAAUUUAUUAAAUAGUUGUGUAUAAAUGAAUAAAUGAAAUUUUAUUUUAUAGAACAUUUAUAUAGUAUUUGUAAUAUUAAUACUAGAGGGAGACUGUCCAAAUGUACAAAAAGUCAAUUGCUUGGGUACCUCUGUCACAUUCGUGUUUCAACCGUGAAGCAGUUGUGUUUGCAUGGCUGUGUUUCGGUUUGAAGGGUGGGAUAUGGCGUGAAUUUGCUGGGUACAGAGGAAUAACACCUGAGUUCUCAAGAAUGGCAACACAUGAGGGGUAUAAUGGGCGAAACAGUAUACUCUGUUAUGUCCAUGGUACUGCUCAUGUCUAUAGGCGACGGUUACCACUUUCUAUCAGGUGGGUCGUCAGCUUGUUUGCCAUUCUAAGUUGUAUAAAAAAAAAAUUAAAGUAAAAUUAAUAAAUA
Molecule: messenger RNA, 2535 nt
Organism: Galleria mellonella (greater wax moth)
Lineage: Eukaryota; Metazoa; Arthropoda; Insecta; Lepidoptera; Pyralidae
Gene: Hap40
Exons: 6
Coding region: 169-1092 (307 amino acids)
Biological process (GO): vesicle cytoskeletal trafficking
Cellular component (GO): early endosome
Molecular function (GO): protein binding
Source: RefSeq, a predicted model, not a curated record